CCACCAGCCGUUCGGGUCUUUCUCUGAGACAUUUGUUUCGUUUGUUCCAGCAGCAUUAUUGGUUUAAAUAGUACAAAUAGUACACGCUGAACCGGGUUUAGACAUUCAGUACCACAGCAGCAGAGGCGUGCAGGCUUGCGUAUUGAUCCGGUGCUGUUGAACUGCGAGACGUUUAUAGGCAAGGACCGUAGAUUCUGUCAUUAUCAGAAUCUUUAUAUGGACUGGAGGAAUCCGAUGAGCUAUGAAGAUCUUUUUUCAUAGAUGUCCAGGAGGCUUUGGCUCAAGAGGCUGCCAUGCUGCAACCUAAGUACGCUUCCACUGUGGGUGUCUGACACCACCAAUGGUUGUAGAUGUCUAAGAUAACAGUCACAAAUUAGUUACAAUUAUUUUUAUUGUUGAGUCCGCAUAUUUUUACCUUCAACCACGUGCUAUAAAAACCACGGCAGACAGUUAAGAGCCUUCUGUACUUAUUUACACACCGCUCUGGUGGCCACGUGGCAGAGUUUAGCAAUACUUUUGGAAAUACUUUUUUUGUCAUUCACACAUGUAACUUGAUUAGAAUGCGUGAGAUAAUUCCACCUCUUCCAAGACGUCUGGCUUGCGUGGAAGAGUAGGCCAAAUAUCGUCUAGAGGGGCUCUCAAGAGCUCCCUCGAGUCGAGAUCCUUCCACCAGCAGUGGUGUGACCGAGCAGCUCCAGGACUGCACUUUUUACCUUUUGCUUCAUUAUAAUUUACUUGACGAUAAUAGUUAGAAUUUAAUUGCAACAAGAAAACUAUUUCAGUAACUACAUUUUAUUUUAUGGCUUGAUUGUGCACUCAUGGUUAUUUUAAUGUUACAUAUCGCGCAUGUUCACUUUCGAAUAACGCUGUCCUUCGACUGACACGGCAUGGCGAGGCCUUCAUUCUUCAAGGGUUGACAGAGGGCUGAGAAUUAUUAUUUUAUUUAGUUAACCAAGGCACGGUUGUAUAUCUUUGUGAUUACCACCAUCUGCCGGUUAAAAGUAUAAUGCUUGAGCCGGAGGCAUUGGCUCUGAAUUCAGGUCACUCUGACACUGCUCAAAUUGACAAAAUGCCGCGUGAAUUGAAACAGAGCUUUUUCGUACAAAGAGAUACGUCGUUAUAAAAUAAAAUAAAUCACGACGUUUCGGGCGCAACACAAGCGCAACACAAGAGUGUAGAUCCCUGCAGUCACGAAAGCUUCAAAUCAAGAUAGAUACGUCGUGUUUUAACCAAUCAAAUGCUAAUUCGCGCUCCGUGAUUUUUGUGCAGUAUGCAAUGGUAUUUCAGCAACGUGUGUGGGGGACGGUAGUCGCGCGGUGGUUGGAUCACUGCGCUACAAAUGCAACGACCCGCAGCCAACACAUUUCGGAGGUCUCCACUGAAGCCCGACAAAGACCCGAGGCUGCUGUUCAGUUCAAUCGCUCUGAACUCCGGGCUAUUCGCUUCAACUGAGCUCUGGACUCUCAGCCUUGAGGACGCAUCUGCUGGCCUUCGAUCCUGGGCUCUCAGCUCGCUCGUCUGAGGGUUCCUGCUGUCAACAUUGGGAUUCGCACCGAAGAAUCCCGACUCUGGCAUCACGACCGGCGAACUCGUCAUCCGGCUCCUCUAAACGUGCUGCAACCUCUCACGUCCUGCACUCUCGACUCUGGGCAUCUCAACGUGGCACACUCAGAGACCCGGCUUCAACUCAACCUCGGGCUCGUCAACCUUGGCGCCGUUGAUCCUCCGGGCGAUUCGAAUCCCAGAGGGGUUAAAGCAACGCUGCUGCGGAGCGGUGGGCAAGCGCGCGGCACCCAUGCGGAAAAACAGCAAGGUGGUCCUCAGGGAUGCGGACGUUACCGAGUCGGUGACCGACCUGCUCGGGCAUGCCGAGCGGCCCGACGUUAAGAGCCCAUCGAUCGCGGAGGGCCGCCCCCUCGGCAAAGGGGCGGCGGCCGGCGCCGCCGCGGCCGCCGCGGCCGCCGCCGCCGACUACGCGGACGACGACGAGGAUGAGCGGCCCGCAUGGGGAAGCAAGCUGCAGUACAUCCUGGCCCAGGUGGGCUUCUCCGUCGGCCUCGGGAACGUGUGGAGGUUCCCCUACCUCUGCCAAAAGAACGGGGGAGGCGCGUACCUGGUCCCGUACGUGAUCCUGCUGUUCGUGUUGGGCAUUCCGCUCUUCUUCCUGGAGCUGGCCGCCGGGCAGUUGAUCCGCCGCGGCAGCGUGGGGGUGUGGAGCUACAUCAACUCCAAGCUCGGCGGAAUCGGCUUUGCCAGCUGCAUGGUGUGCUACUUCGUGGCCCUCUACUACAACGUGAUCAUCAGCUGGGCCCUCUACUACUUCUUCCACUCGUUUCAGUACCCGCUGCCCUGGGCCAACUGCCCCGUGCUCCACCACGGCAACACCACCGAAAUUGAGCCCGAGUGCAAGCGGAGCUCGGCCACCACCUACUUCUGGUACCGCCAGGCGCUCGACAUCUCCGACAGCAUCUCGCACGGCGGGGGCCUCAACUGGCGCAUGUCGCUCUGCCUCUUUGCUGCGUGGCUUAUCGUGGCGCUGGCCAUGAUACGCGGAAUACAGUCUUCGGGGAAGGUCAUGUACUUCAGCUCCCUCUUCCCGUACGUGGUCCUCUUCUGCUUCCUGGUGCGCGGACUUUUACUCGAUGGGGCAAUGGACGGCAUCCGCCACAUGUUCAUGCCCAAGCUGGAGAUGAUGGCCGAGCCGCAGGUGUGGCGCGAGGCGGCCACGCAGGUGUUCUUCGCGCUGGGCCUGGGCUUCGGCGGCGUCAUCGCCUUCUCGUCGUACAACAAGCGCGACAACAACUGCCACUUCGACGCCGUGCUCGUGUCCGUCAUCAACUUCCUGACGUCGCUGCUCGCCACCCUCGUGGUGUUCGCCAUCCUCGGCUUCAAGGCGAACGUCAUGAACGAGAGCUGCGUCACCGAAAACUGGGCCCACAUGAUGUCGCUCGUGGCUUCGGGCUCCGUGAGCAUCACGCUCAUCCCAAGCUACGUGAACCUCAGCAAGCCUUCGGUGGACGACUACAAGAGCAUGUACGACGUGGUGCAAAUCGUACACAAGGACGACUUCCCUGCCCUGGGUCUCCAGCCCUGCCUGCUGGAGGACGAGCUCAACAAGGCGGUGCAGGGGACGGGCUUGGCGUUCAUCGCCUUCACGGAGGCCAUAACCCACUUCCCCAUGUCUCCAUUCUGGUCGCUCAUGUUCUUCAUGAUGCUGCUCAGCCUGGGCCUCGGCUCCAUGUUCGGCACCAUGGAGGGUCUCGUCACGCCAAUUGUCGACACCUUCAAGAUCCGCAAGGAGAUCGUCACACUACUGACGUGUGCAGCGUCCUUCCUCGUGGGCCUGGUGUUCGUUCAGCGCUCAGGGAACUACUUCGUCACGAUGUUUGACGACUACUCGGCCACGCUGCCCCUCACUGUGGUCGUCAUCCUGGAGAACACAUCCGUGGCCUGGCUAUACGGCACUGACAAGUUCAUGGACGACAUCAAGGACAUGAUCGGGUUCGCUCCUCCGCGCAUAUACUACUACAUGUGGCGCUACUUCUCGCCCCUCGCCAUGAUCGCCAUGCUGGUGGCCAGCGUGACCCAGAUGUGCAUGCAGACGCCUGGGUAUCACGCAUGGAUCCGCGAUACGGCCACGGAGGAGUACUUGCCUUACCCGCCGUGGGCACUGGCGAUGCUCUCCAUCCUCAUCGUGCUGGCGCUGCUGCCCGUGCCGCUGGUGAUCCUCGUGCAGGUGAUCCGAGCGCGGCGGCCCGACCCGAGCAGCCUCGCCUCCGUCUCCUUCCGCCGCCGCAAGAUCCUGGAAGAGAACUCGCCCCUCGAGGAGCGCGACUCCACCAGCCUCCUGCACAGCCGCGGGUACCGGCAGGCGCAGAACCAGCAGGGAGGCGGCACCGUCGCCGUGCGCAGGGAGGGAGAGGCGGACAACAACACCGCCGCUUCCCUGGCCGCGCUGCCGCCGCCGCCCCCGCCGGCUCCGGCCUCGCUGGCCGUUCCCACCGGGGCGGCGGCGGCUUUGGUGGCCGGAUCUAUCGGCCGGCCCGUGCCACCCCGCCCCGGUCGCCCCACGCGCCCGGCUCGCCCGGCCCCGCCGGCGCGCAAGCCGUCGAUGCCACCGUCCGGCAGGAUCAACGAGGAGGACGGAGGAUUCUCGCCGGAUUUGGACACGGUCGCGCCCGGCAACCGUUACGGCCGUUCGUUUGCUCUGGGGGAUAUUCUCAACUCCGACAGCUAAAGGUGGUUAUGGUUGGAGAGGGGGUUUUUGUUUUUGUUUUAUCAGGUUUCGUGGGUUAAGGUUUUUUUUUUUCUCUCUCUCUCUAUUUUUGAUUUGAUUCGAUUUUUGUGUUCUAUCGGCAAGUGAGCAUCGCAGCGUGUUUCCAGUGUCCGCACGACCGUUGAGACAUCGUCCGUGUUUCCGCGAUCGAUGUAUUUGUCCGCAUAAAUGAAAGGAAGUGCAGCAGGGACCCAUUUAAGGGUGAGUCAGUCAAGUGGAGGUUCCAGGAAAAAGAACAAAUAUAACUUUCCACCGAUGUUAGUCGUGCCCCGGGAAUUGAGCUUAAGCCGCCCGGUUCAUAGUGCGGUGCAUUGAUGACUGCGAUUCUGAUGUAACCAAUCACAGCGCAUAUUUUUUAACUGUUUUAAAGCACAGCAAAUAACGCAGGAGACAGAGAAGUGAGUGCAGCCUGCUCUUCCGAUGACAUUCCAAGUGACGUGCUAGAGAUUGCAAAACAAGAGAAAUAUGAACACGUGUUAAAUAAAGGAUACACAUUAACUUUUACAUUCAUCGACCAAUAAAGCACACGUUUGUUAUUCAAUCUCCGCAUACCUUUCAAUGUAGACUUUUUUUUAGUUCUUCUCUGCUGCAAAACCCCAUGUGACUUCUUGCACAGCCGUACCCAGUGAUGCCACGUGGGCACAGCAGGGCUUAAUAUCAGCCGAGUCUCUCCGGCUUCGGUUUUGGAGUUUCACGUUUAUUUUUGCUAAACCGGGUAAGAGCUCUCGGAGACCAGCAUAUUGUCUCAUUUGCAAGAGUGACCCGAGUCACCCAAAAACAAUUUA
Molecule: messenger RNA, 5061 nt
Organism: Petromyzon marinus (sea lamprey)
Lineage: Eukaryota; Metazoa; Chordata; Hyperoartia; Petromyzontiformes; Petromyzontidae
Source: RefSeq, a predicted model, not a curated record